Messenger RNA from Oldenlandia corymbosa var. corymbosa, 1834 nucleotides. NCBI's taxonomy places the organism in Eukaryota, Viridiplantae, Streptophyta, Magnoliopsida, Gentianales, Rubiaceae. The record is from the annotation of a GenBank genome assembly.
CAGAUUUUCCAGAUAAGAAAAAUCAAUGGAUGCUUUCUCUUCCUCUUUCCUUUCUUCUUUAUCACCCCAACCCCAAAUAACCAUUCCUUUGUUGGUUUCUCCAUCAUCUAAAAAUUUUCCUCUCCGGCACAUAUCUUGUGUCAGCAUCGGCCAGAACCUUCCAACCACCACCGCCACCUCAAAAUCACCACUGCACCGGAAAACCAACUCCUUGAAGCCAGCACUGAUACUUUCAAAUGUAUUGAAUGCACUGGAUGGCUUCAUUAACACAACCCUCGAUCCGGUUCACAGCCACCACUCUUCCUCCGAUCCCACCCGUGUUCUCACAAACAACUUUGCUCCGGUCGAUGAGCUUCCUCCGACCGAAUGUCCGGUGGUUGAAGGAACCCUUCCUGAAUGCCUCGACGGAGCAUACAUCCGAAAUGGGCCGAACCCGCAAUUUUUCCCUCGCGGCCCAUACCAUUUAUUCGAGGGAGAUGGAAUGCUCCACUGCAUUAGAAUUUCCAAGGGGAAGGCUACAUUUUGCAGCCGUUUUGUGAAAACUUACAAGUAUAAAGCUGAAAAAGAAGUCGGAUCGCCGAUAAUUCCGAACUUCUUUUCGGUUUUCAAUGGCGGUCUCAAAGUAUUCAUUGUGCGCUGGGGCCUUGCAGCUGCCAGAAUUAUUUCCGGUCAAUUCACCACCGGAAACGGGAUCGGUUCGGCCAAUAUCGGUGUGGCCCUAAUUGGCGGGAAACUUUACGCAAUGGGCGAAUCGGAUCUUCCUUACGAAAUAAAGUUAGAACCUAAUGGAGAUAUUACCACUUUGGACCGCUAUGAUUUCGACGGGAAGCUUAAAGCGAGCAUGACUCCUCAUCCUAAGAUUGAUCCAGAAACAAAAGAAGCUUUUGCUUUUACACUUGGAAUAAUUAGGGCUCCUUUUCUAACAUUUUUCAGAGUCAAUCCCGAUGGAACAAAACAACAGGACGUGCCGGUUUUUUCAGUGAAAUCAUCACCUUUUAUGCAUGAUUUGGCCAUCACUAAAAACUAUGCUAUCUUUCCAGACAUACAAAUUGGAGUAGAUGUCCUUAAGAUUGUUACCGGAGGCCGGUCACCUGUGGGUUCAGAUCCUGGAAAAGUUCCCCGGCUCGGAGUUCUUCCGAAAUACGCGGUGGAUGGAGGGGAGAUGAGGUGGUUUGACGUUCCGGGACUGAAUUUUGUACAUGUGAUCAAUGCUUGGGAAGAGGAUGAAGGUGAUACGAUUGUGGUUGUGGGUCCUAAUUUGUUGUCGGUUGAGCAUUUUCUGGAUCGUAUGGAUUUGGUUCAUGCUUCCAUUGAAAAGAUUAAGAUUGAUCUCAAGACCGGGAUGGUGUGCAGACAUCCAGUUUCAGCAAGAAGUUUGGAAUUUGGGGUCAUUAAUCCAGCUUAUGUUGGCAAGAAAACCAAGUAUGUGUAUGCAGCAAUUGGAGUUCCAAACCAAGUGCCAAUUAUAUCUGGAGUAGUGAAAUUAGAUAUAUCUCAAUCAGAAGAGAUUGACCGUCAUGAUUGUGUUGUGGCUAGCCGGCUGUACGGACCAGGUUGUUAUGGUGGUGAACCAUUUUUUGUGGCGAAGGAGCCUGGAAACCCUAACUCAGAUGAAGAUGAUGGCUACGUGAUAUGUUUUGUCCACGAUAAAAAUAAUGGAGAAUCAAGGUUUUUGGUGAUGGAUUCUAAAUCACCAAAUCUUGACAUUAUUGCUACUGUUAUGUUGCCUCAUAGGGUUCCCAGUGGAUUCCAUGGCCUAUUUAUAAGGGAAAGUGACCUUAAUUAAUUAGUUAUUUAGCUGUUAAAGUAGGAUAUAUAUAUAUAUAUAUAUAUA